CGGGUUGAUUUGUGGUAGUUAAUAGGCCUACCACAUUGCGACGGCGAAUGAUUUGUAUUGUGGUCUCCGCUUCAUGAUGACGACUCCAAAUACAUCCCAAGUGGGAGACAAACGACAACACAACAAAGUACAGGUAUACUAGUCUAGGCAAAUUGAGAGAGAGAGAGAGAGAGAGAGAUAUAUCUUUGAAGGAAUUGGUGAAGAUGGUGAGCAAAACAGAGGAAGCACAAGUGAACAGGUUGGAGAAUCAGGUGGACAAUGGAGGAGGAGGUGCUUGGGAGUACCUUUGUCUCGUUCGGAAGCUCAAGCUUCGACGCUCCGACAAGGUCUUGAAGCAUGGCUUGUCGAUCUUGAACGACCCUACUAAGCGAUCUAGUCUCGGCCCUGAAGAAUGGACUUUGUAUGAGCAGGUUGCUAUUGCAGCUAUGGAUAGCCAAUGCCUUGAUGUUGCAAGGGACUGCAUAAAGGUUUUACAAAAGAAAUUCCCUGAGAGCAAGAGGGUUGGUCGGUUAGAAGCAAUGCUGCUUGAAGCUAAGGGAUUGUGGGCGGAGGCAGAAAAAGCUUACUCAAGCCUUUUGGAGGAUAAUCCACUGGAUCAAGUAAUUCACAAGAGGAGGGCAGCUAUGGCAAAGGCCCAAGGCAAUCUUUCAGGGGCCAUUGAAUGGCUAAAUAAAUAUCUGGAAAUAUUUAUGGCAGAUCAUGAUGCCUGGAGGGAACUCGCUGAAAUAUAUGUCUCUCUACAAAUGUACAAGCAAGCCUCUUUCUGCUACGAAGAGCUAAUCUUAUCUCAACCAACAAAUCCACUGUAUCACCUAGCCUAUGCCGAUGUGCUUUACACACUUAGUGGACUGGAAAACCUUCAGACAGCUAAGAAAUAUUAUGCAUCUGCAAUAGACUUGACCGGUGGCAAGAACACCAGAGCACUUUAUGGUGUUUGCUUGUGUACGUUUGGCAUCGGACAGCUGACAAAAGGACGUAACAAGGAUGACAAAGAGAAGUCAGAGUUGCAAUCUCUGGCAGUGACAGCAUUGGAGAAAGACUACAAGCACACAGCUCCCGGCAAGCUUUCUUUGCUUAGUUCGACCUUGAGAAGCUUAAAACUUUCAUCAUAACUAUUCUUCCCUUUUGAUUGGAGCUUUUAAUUAUUGCCCCCUUACUCCGAAUUCAAAGGGGGCCUAACUACAGUUUAGUCAAUUUCUGGUUUUUUGUCGUACUCUAUAUUGUUUUUUUUCAGUUCCUAAAAUGAGGAUGUAUUUCUUUGAAUGCGAAAUAAUAAACAUGUGUUUUAGUUUUUAUUGCCCUCUAGCCAAAUUCGAGAUAAUAUAUUUUUUGUUGAUUCCGUGGAA
This is a messenger RNA of Camellia sinensis, 1346 nucleotides long. RefSeq lists its product as uncharacterized. Lineage: Eukaryota; Viridiplantae; Streptophyta; Magnoliopsida; Ericales; Theaceae. The record is from RefSeq and is a predicted model, not a curated record. Gene Ontology annotation, molecular function: protein binding.